AUGUGUCAAGUGACCGUGAUGGCGGGCAGCUUCCCGUCGUUUAUCGACGAUUUGGCCAUUGAAUCGGCUUCGUUGACGACUUGCCCUGCAUCAACAAUCUGCAAUGCACCGCUGGGACAGCAAGUAGCUGGCAACCGUGGCGAGCGGUAUCAAUCGCGGCCAAGUGGUGUCUUUUUCCAUAGUCAAGCGUUCCGACUACGCACACAGGCCAAUGUUUUAGAGCUCGUUCGAACCGCUGGAACCUCGAUUGACGUUUGCAGCACAAACGCACUGCUUGCCAGGAGGGCACUCAAGUACCGUCGCGUGCUGGAGCGCCAGUCAGUUUAUAGCGCCACUGCAAUAUCGUGCUAA
Messenger RNA from Peronospora matthiolae, 351 nucleotides. NCBI's taxonomy places the organism in Eukaryota, Oomycota, Peronosporomycetes, Peronosporales, Peronosporaceae. The record is from the annotation of a GenBank genome assembly.